Messenger RNA from Peromyscus californicus insignis, 10692 nucleotides. It is a transcript of the gene Cfap74, whose product is annotated as cilia and flagella associated protein 74. The transcript is spliced from 41 exons. Lineage: Eukaryota; Metazoa; Chordata; Mammalia; Rodentia; Cricetidae. The coding region runs from base 5168 to 10366 and encodes 1732 amino acids. The record is from RefSeq and is a predicted model, not a curated record.
UGUGUACACAUCUGUGAGUACAGGUGGCUUCAAAGUCCAAAAGAAGGCCUCAGAUCUGGAGCUGGAAUUACAGAGGUUUUUGAGUGACUGACUUGGGUGUUGGGAACCGAACUGUGAUCCUCUAGUAGAGCAGCAAGCGCCCUUAACCUCUGAGCCAUCUCUAUAGUCCCUAAUUUAUUUACUUACCUUUUAUUUUUAUUCAUAUGUAUGUGACGUCUGUGUAUAUGCAUGCCAUGUAUGUGCAGAUGCCCUCAGGGACCAGAAGGGUGCAUCCAGUUGCCUGGUGCUAAAGUUACAGGCAGUUGUAAACUGUCCAGUGUGGGUACUGAGGACCAAAAUUAGGUCUUCUGAAGAAGCACUUGUAACCUCUGAGCCAUCUCUCUAGCACACACACACACACACACACACACACACACACACACACACACCCUUUUUAAAUUUGUGCUUUUUGAGACAGGGUCUCAUGUAGCCCAGGCUGUCCUUAAAUUCACUACGUAACUAAGGGUAAUUCAGAACUUCUGAUCCUUCUGUCUAUCUCCCAAGUGCUGGGAUUAAAGGUAUUGUGCCCCCACACCUGGUUUAUGCUGGAAAUCAAAUAUGGGGUCUUGUGAAUGCUAGGCAAACAGUCUAUUAACUGAGCCAGAGAUUCUACCUAACCAGUAUUUCUUAAAUGAAAACAAUUUUAUUGCCAAUAAUUUACAUACCAUAACAUUGCCUUUAUUUUCAACAGCCAGCUUCCCUAGGCGUAGAUAAUUAGGUCAUUGGUGCUCCUGUCAGUCUGUCUUUUUUUUUUUUCUCUUCAGUGUUUUCAGGAUUUCUCUCCCUUGGUUUGUGGCUAGGUUUCUCAUUGGUACACUGUGUAAAAUUGGGUCUUUCCUCUGGGUGUAUUAAGGAGUUUUUAUUUAUCUCUUAUCUCUAUCUGUUUGAUUAUUGUGUCUUGGUGAGAUGUGGUGAUAUAUUGUGUACCCUAAUAAAAUUUGCCUGAAGAUCAGAGAACAGAACAAGCCACUAGAUUAAACAUAGGUGCCAGCAGUGGUGGCACACACCUUUAAUCCUAGCACUCUGGGAGGCAGAGAUCUGUCUGGAUCUCUGUGAGUUCAAAGCCACUCUAGACUACAUGAGAUUGACUCAGUCUAGGAGAGAAACAGAGCCAGGCAAUGGUGGCACACGCCUUUAAUCCUAGCACUUGAAAUCUCAUGCAUUUGCUUGGAAGCACACACGCCAUUAAUCCCAGCACUAGAAAGGAAGUGAUGGAUGAGCAGAGAAAGGUAUAUAAGGCGUAAGGAGACAGGAAUUAAAGGCCUUCUGACUGGAGAGCUUUUCAGGCUGAGGAGUCCAAGGGGUGAGACGUAGCAGUGGCUUGUUCCUUUGUCUCUCUGACCUUUCAGCAUUUACCCCAAUAUAGGGCUCUGGGUUUUUUAUUAGAAGACUGUUUAGAAAUUUGAGCAACAGAGAAACAUUUCCUGAUUUUUUUUUUUGUUGUUGUUGUUUUUUGUUUUGGAGACAGGGUUUCUCUGUGUAGCUUUGCGCCUUUCCUGGAACUUGUUUUGGAGACCAGGCUGGCCUUGAGCUCACAGAGAUCCACCUGCCUCUACCUCCCGAGUGCUGGAAUUAAAGGCAUGCGCCACCAUUACCCUGCUCAUUUCCUGAUUUAUUUGCCUUGAUCCUUGUGAAAUUCCUUGGCUAUUACACUUGUCUCCCAGUUUCUCGGGUCAAAUAAACAUCCUGCUUUUUGCUGGUGAUAUGGAACUUCAGACUGACUUUGGUUUGAUCUGGUCUGUUGAGGCCUGGGAGGUCAGUCCAAGUCAGCAGUCCACUGUAGAAUUUAUUUAUUAGUAGGCUAGAGAGUAUCUUGCCCCUUAUGGCAACCAGGAGAAAGGAUAAAGACACACAGCAAAGGGAACCUUGUUACCCCUUGGGGAAGACCUCUACAGAGUCUUCAUGAACAUUUGGUGCUGCCUCUUCUUAGUGAGGCAGGAGCUUCCUUUGAAUGCUUUCAAAAAUCAUUUCAGAAGAGUCAGGACAACCAAAUACUGAAGGACAUCCAUUGGUUGCCCACCCCACAGUCCCAGGCAUUAGUCCACAAGUUAAGUCCAUGGCCUAGUUGCGGUAAGCCUGUUCAACCGAGAUUCACUCAUUGCUAGAGGUCAGUGACCACUCUGGCACUGCUUUUCCUUUGCUCUUAUUGUGAGAGACCAUGUGCCUACCAACUACCAAAGUGGCACCAGAUUUCACACCAAUAUUGACAUUUUAUUGACAGCUUCCAACUUUUCAUGAUCCCUUAAUAGGGUGCUAAUGCAACUGAACAGCAGGUGGAACAUUCUCUAUAUCCCACAAAUACACUCUUUUUCCUAAAGCUCGCAUCAUUGCACCAGCCAUCUCGUGUAGAAGUAACCAACCAUCUUAUUAAAUAAGAAACACGGAACCAAUGCAAAGAAGAAAGCCAAGAGAUCAAAGCUAAGAGCCUUACCCGUCUACUGCAGCUAGCCUCUUCAGCCAAGAGAGACCUACUUCCUGUGUGUUUGUCUUUAUAUAGACUUUCUGUUCUUCCUUCUCAUUGGUUGUAAACCCAACCACAUGACCGCCUCGUCACUGCCUGUUUGUACAGACCUCCAGAUUUUCUAUGGUUGGUAUUGAGAUUAAAGGCGUGUGUCUCCAAUGCUGGCUGUAUCCUUGACCACACAGAGAUCUACCUAGCUCUGCCUACCAAGUGCUGGGAUUAAAGGCGUGUGCCACGAACGCCCAGCUCUGCUAUGGCUUACUAUUAGCUCUGACCCCCAGGCAACUUUAUUUAUUAACAUACAAAUAAAAUCACAUUUCAGUACAAAUAAAAUAUCGCCAUAAUCUCGUCUCAAUUUGUUGACAGUAAAAGUCUGACUGAUGAGUUGCCUCUGUAUACAAGGCAAUUCACAUGCUACCCAGCAGGGCUCCUCGUUGCCCAGGGGACAGUGAUUCACUAAUUCAUUUCCCCUACAGUCAGCUUUCUCAGACUGUUAUUGGCACCAAUUGUGUCAACAAGUGUCCUCCAAGUAGAGGCCAUGGGAUACAACGAGGGAUACAAACAAUUUAGUAGGUGCUCACAUCUUGGGAAGAUGAGGAAAAAGAAUUGGGCUGUGGAAGCCUCCAAUCCUUGAUCCUCAACUGACAUAUUUAAAUAGAAGGGAGAGGUGUAUACCUCACAGGUUUGGCCAGCCCAACAGGGUUAUCAGGGUUUUGUCCCUGGAAUAAACACUUGAGGCAACUUAAAAGAGAAGACUUACUUAUGUAUUCAUUUGUUUUUACUGUAAUGGGGAUUGAAUUUAGGACCGUGUGCAUGGAAGGCAAGCUUUCUCUGGCUGUGCUGCAUCACCAGUCCUUUUUGAUGCCAGAUCUUGUUGAGUGGUCAAAACUACCCCUAAAUUUUUAUCUAGCCCAGUAAACCUUGAACUUGCUAUCCUCCUGCUUCAGCCUCCUGAUAUUAGAAGCCUGCAUCACCAAACCCAGCUGGAAAAUUUUAUUGAUUCAACAUUUCAAAAGUUUCAGUGCAUAGUCAGCUGGUUCCUUUGUUUCUUGGCUGUGGUGAGACAGAGCAUCAUGACAAGGGUGUAGCAGAACAAAGUUGCUUACCACAUGGUUGCCAGAAAGCAGAAAGGGUGACAGGAAGGGGUCGAGGCAUUUAUAUCUUCCAGGGUGCCUCUUCCAAUGACUUCCUUCCUUCAACCAACUGCCACCUGCUCGUUUUCUACCACCUCCCAAUAAUGCCACCAAAUUGGAGGGAUUAAUUCAUUGAUUAAGUCAGAAGCCUCAUGAUCCAAGCACCUCUCAAUGACUGGAUCCAUCAGCUGAGGACCAAGCCUUUGACGGGUAAGCCUUUGUGGUGGGGGGAGCUCACUUCAUACUCAAACUAUAGCAGUGGAUAUGGUUGUCUGACAAUCCUGCUCAUCCAUUUAUCAAGGGCAAUGCAGGAAACGGAGGCUCAGAUCACACACUCUCCCAGCUAGAGGGUGCCUAUGGGCUAUCUUUUCCAAGUUCUUUGGGUGUUUCAGCAUAGCAAUCGAGAAACAAACUAGGACAUAAGCUUCCAUAGACGACGCUCCAGACUUAUAGAACACCUGGGUUCAAUCUCCAGCACACACACCCACACACACCUAUAAGGGACUGAUACAGUAUUGCAAUGGUAUUCCUCAAGUUUACAAUUCGAGAGGGCAAGUAUCUGUCUGCAGUACACAGAAUGCAAAGGCCUCUGUACUUUUGAGGAUUUCUUGAAGCUGAAGGUUCUCCAUCUCCAAGAUAAAACUAAGGGAUUACUAGUCAUCCCUGUAACCCCGAUGUCUUGUCCCGUCCUGUCCUGUCCACCGUUGAGUCCACCUUGGGCCCGGAUUAGCGGCAAUGACCAAACACAACCCCAAAGGGCCCUGUGGGUCACACAGAGGAAUCAGAUGUCACCACCUAGAGGGCAGGACGCUGUCUGCACAGGACCUUAGGAGAGUCGGGAUUCAGAUCCGAAGCAAACAAGCACGCUGUGCCAGUCUUUCAUUUAUUAAAAGGGACGCAGGAGAUUCCAACUUUCAUGUAAACGUCCCUUUAUUUUUAAGGUAGGAGCUGACCCAAGCUGCAACUGGCUUUAGCCAAGUCAUCAAGUACUUGCCCCAGUCUCCAGGAGAAUUAAUUGUCUGGGCAACCGUCAGUUUCGACCCAGCCUUCAGAACAGCCAGCACAGCUGCACUACGCCUGCGCGCUGGCUCUUUUGGAGCAAGCUCCGCCCUGCCUGCCAACACAACGCAGCCUUCCGUUGCCAUGGAGCUGCGGGCUCAAACUACGCAGCCUCAGAUCCACGGUGGCCGAGAGGCAGUCGGCCGUUAAGGGGACAUCGUAAAGGGGGACAUUUCUGAGGCCUGGUGCCAAGAUACUGUUUCUCCGGGGCCACUGCUGAGGAAGUCAGCGAGGAGCUGUUCCCGGGUGGAGGGACCCUUCUGCGGGACCACUGCCUAGGGGUCAUUUGGGAGGGGCUAUUGCUAAGGGGCCGUCUUCAGGGACCAUUCUUUAGGAGCUGUUGCUGAGGAACCACUACGGAGGAGCCGUUCCUGAGGGGUUUGGGCAACGGUCCAUUCCUGGGGGACCUUUGCUGAAGUCUCAUCGCUGAAGGACGUUCCUGGACUGGCCAGAGAGUUAAUUUCUGUCUCCCAGUAUGGAAGAACCUACUACCCUGCUUUCCGAUGAGGACCUGGUGGACAGCCUCCCUGCCAUAGACGAUGAAAGAAUACAGUUGGAGGAUCCAGAGUUUGAGAUGGAACCAUUUCUUCUGGGAUUUGAGGACACCGUUCGCCUAGGAUGCUGCUGUCCAGUAAAAGAGGAAGUGACUGUCGAGAAAACGAAGAAGGCGACCACCAAAGACAGAGUCCAGGCGUUUCACCUUCGGAAAAGCUUGAACUUCCUGGACAAGCUGCACGAGGAGAAGGACCUUUUUAUUCAGAAGACUCGAGGGGAGCUGCGUGUCUGUCAUCAGAGGAUGGACCUCCUCACCAAACAGCAGGAGAGCUUGGCAGCUGAGAUCGCCACAGAGAGAGAAGCCAACAACAUGGCUGCUAUGGGCCGUCUCCAGGCUGCAUCCAGACGCCUUCACACAGAGCUGGAGAAUGAGAAAGAUCUGCAGUCCAAAAUCACAGCCAUGCUGAAGGACAGCGAGAAUGCCAUGUGGCACAUUGAGAUCCAGAAGGGGCUAUUUGAGGACGUCCGGAAGCGUAAUGAAGAAGAAGCAGAAGCUAGGCAGAGGUCCCUUGAGAUACACGCAGCCCAGCAGCUUCAAAAGGAGAAAGAAACCCUGGAGAAGGUGGAGAGGAACCGUCUGCUAAGGGCCCGGAAGUCCUUGCAUGUGCAGAAGGAGCUGGGGCUAAGACAUCAGAAACUGGUGGAAGAUGCCCAGAGAAACCACAGGGUCGCUGUGAAGUUCCUGAAGGCCUCUCUGGGAAGAGUUCGGGAGCGAGAGCAGAAGGAGGAGAUGGAGUCCCGCCGGCACAUGAAACUGCGCAUGGAUGCUGUGCUGGCGCUGAAGAACAACAUCACUGCCAGUCGGGAAACACUAAAGAAGUUCCAAGCAUGGGGCCAAAGCAGGGCAGAGGUGGCUAAGCAGAAGGCCCUUACAGAGAAGGAAGCGAUCCUGGCCCAAGGUGGAGAUGCAUUCAAGCACCUUUUUCAUCAGCGCAGGCACCAGGAACUGGAAGCCCAGAGGCGGGCUUUUGAAGAGGAGCAGAAACUCCGGAAGCAGGAGAUUGUAAGUCGAAUCUUGAAAGAGGAAGCUGAGGAAGAACAUAGGAAAAAGAGACAGCAUCCACCCUCUAAAACCACAGACCAAUGGACUCUGAGAGACAAGACUUGGAAGUAUAUCUCUGACUUUUGUGAAGGGAAGACUGCCAUAGCCACAAAUCACCUGCUGGAAAAUGAGAUGGCACUACACCCCAAGCCUUCCUGUCUAUUGAAAGUUGUAUCCAGUGAGUCCAUGCAGAUGGACCUGGGAAGCAUUAGUACUGAGGAGGAGAUACUGGCUGAACCAGAUAUCCCUGGGCUUUGGAGCAAGGACUACAAGUCAUACCAGGUGUCCAAGGAGGACAUGGAACGGAAACCUGUGGGUGGAACUAAGAUGGAUAAGGACAUCCUGGCCCGCACUAUGGAGCAGCUGCGCAGUGGGGUGGUCCACAAGCAGGUGGUAUCUGGGAGGGAGUUCAAAGGCCGCCCUUUCAACAGCAAGCCAGAGGUCAUUCACUUCAAGGACUUUGAUAUUGGCAAAGUGUACAAGAAGAAGAUCACGUUGAUAAAUGCUACCUACACAAUCAACUACUGUAAGCUGGUGGGUGUGGAGGAGAGCCUGAAGGACUUCAUCCACAUUGACUUUGACCCCCCUGGUCCCAUGUCAGCCGGGAUGUCCUGUGAAGUUCUCGUCACCUUCAAGCCUAUGAUAAAUAAAGAUCUGGAAGGAAAUGUUUCAUUUUUGGCUCAGACGGGAGGCUUUUCUGUUCCACUUAAAUGUUCAACGAAAAAAUGUUCUCUAUCCCUUGACAAGGAACUCAUUGACUUUGGCAGCUAUGUGGUGGGGGAGACCACAUCCCGGAUCAUCACAUUGACCAAUGUUGGGGGUCUGGGCACCAGAUUCAAGUUUCUCCUUGAUUCUGAGUUCUUUGAGAUGGAAGAACACCAACCCGUCAUGAAAAUGAGCAGCGUCUUCACCUAUGAGGACAAAAGUUUUUAUGAGAAGAUCAUUAACAGUCUCUCUGAGCAUCAGCUUGAUGGUGAUGGGUCCUCCCCACUUGACAUCCCAAGCCGAAAAGAAUCCGAGAAACUGGAUGAAGCAGAAGCUUCAGCUGUGGCCAGUGCCAUGACCAUGGUUCCUAGCGAGGAGCAGGCAGAGAUAACCCUGGGGGAGGUAACAGAGGGAGAAAUUGGCCCCUUCAGUUCCAUCAAAGUACCUAUUAUCUUCAACCCAGUUAUCCCAGGAGAAGUCCAGACUAAGUUCAAGGUUAUGUUUAAAAAUUCACAGUGUCCAACGUUAUAUUUCAGAGCCACUGGUAUUGCUGUAGAUGUGCCGGUCUGGGUACCAAGGGCCACUGUGGACCUGAAGAUCUGCAUGUAUGACCGACUCUACCAGGACUCUAUCACUGUCCACACCAGAUCAAAAGCAGCCCUGCGCCUGAAGUUUGAAGUCUGCAAGGAGCUGAGAGGCCACAUAGAGCUUUUGCCAGAAACUGGCUACAUCCAGGCCCAGUCCUCCUAUUCAGUACAGCUCAAGUUCCUGCCUCGACACUCCCUCCCAGAAGAUGCAGGAAAGUAUUUUGACCAGGACAGUCGUGUUCUGGAGGCUCCGAUGACAAUCUGGGUGGCUGACCAGAUCAAACCAGUGGGCUUCACUGUCCAAGCCAUCGUCACCACCUCAGACUUGGAAAUCAGCCCCUUAGAGAUAAACUUUGGCUACUGUACCAUCUAUGAGGCUAUCAGGACAGAAAUCAGCCUCAGCAACCUCUCACUGUUGCCCCAGGAGUUUGGGUUCGUUGGACUUCCAAAGUAUGUGGACAUCCAGCCCAAUGAUGGGUUUGGGACGAUCUUGCCACUGGAAACUUUGCAACUUGAUGUGAUCUUCCAACCCAUUAAGGCCAAGGAAUACAGAUUUGAGCUAGUCUGCAAAUCCGAAAUAAACCGGUGCUUCAAGGUGUCUUGCCAAGCAGUAGGUGUCCACCCACCCCUGGAGCUGUCCCACUACCAGAUCAAGUUUUCAGCCACUGCCUUGUAUGGCACCACUGUGUCCACGCUGUAUGUCAUCAAUUCUCACCUUAGCAUGAACAAACUGAUCCACUCCUUGCCUCGAAUUGGGUCAGAGGAAGCUACCCCAGUGGGACCAACAUCCUUUGAGUUCUUGGUGCCCCCUAAUUCACCCAUCACCAUCUCACCAUCCGUGGGGACUGUGUUACCAGGAAAGAGGUGUUUGGUCCAAGUGGCCUUCCAGCCUGUACUGCCACAUGAGACAAUCCUUGAGGAAGCCAUUCAUAUCCUGAACAAGGAAACAGAGACCAAACUGUUCCGAAAGGAAACAACCCAAAGGAAGGAACAGUGGAAACAGUCUCUGCCUGUGGUUCGGGUUCACAACCGGGACCGACCAACCCGGGCCUCUACCCCCCAUACCCAAGAACUGCAGAGGCAGGGGCUCAGUGCCAGUUCCAAUGAAUACCAAGCUGCACAAGCCACCUUGGCCAGAACCUUCCAGGGGAAGUUUGACAGGUUUGUGGUCCCUUGUGUCAUUGCCAGUGGUGACAUCAAAGACAGGAAGGCAUCGGAACCUCUGAGCUUCAGCCCCUAUAACACUCUAUAUCUGGAGCUAUGGUGUCCAGUAGUGGCUCCAUCCAUUGUGGUGAUAUCUAAUGAAGGCAAGACUGUCGUUAACUUCGGUGAUAUUGCUGUGGGGCAUCGAGGCAUAAAGAAGAUCACCCUCCAGAACAUUUCUCCCGAGGACCUUCCUUUGGAGUUCUCAGUGCUGAACCCCCAUGGCCCCUUCGUUCUGCUAAACCCCUCCAGAAAGCUAUGUUCUGGCGAGACACAGACCCUGGUGCUGUCCUUCUCACCCCACGAGAGCAUACUGGCUCAAGAAACACUGGACAUCAUCUCCAAGAGAGGCACUCUCACUCUCACCCUUACGGGCACAGGUGUGGCAUCCAUGAUUACAUGCUCCAUUGAAGGCAACAUCCUCAACAUGGGCUAUGUGCUUGCCAGAGAAUCUGUCUCAACAAAUUUUAAGCUACAGAAUGAAUCCUCACUUCCCAUUAAGUUCUGGAUGCGGCUGGAGAGCCUCUCCAAAAAAAGGGCUGAGACCCGGCAGCAGCUACCAAAGUUCCUCACCUCCCAUGAGCAGAGGACCGAAAUUGUUGGCACACAGAACCACAAUGGCCAGAGCGUAUUCAGUGUUGUUCCAGUCGAGGGACUCAUGGUCCCUGGGAAGGCUCACGAAUUCACCAUAACCUUCAGUCCAGACCAUGAGAGCCUCUACUUCUCUGACCUGCUCCAAGUGGUGCUCUUUGAAAAGAAAGUCUCCCACCAGAUCCUCCUGAAGGGUGCUGCCCGUGAGCACAUGAUGUUUGUGGAGGGAGGAGACCCACUGGAUGUGCCUGUGGAGUCCCUGACAGUGAUCCCUGCCUUCAACCCAGAACAUAGAGAAGCUAGAUCUCCUCCUCCAGAAGCAGAGGAGAUGAAGCCUAUUCUGGUGACCUUGAACUAUGUCCAGUUUGACACAGACAUGCCAACCCCACCUGCCACCCGAGAGCUGCAAGUGGGCUGUAUCCGGACCACCCAGCCAUCACCAAGGAAGGUGACGCUGGGUUCUGCGGACAGCAACUGUGACCCUUCGGACCAGUGCCGCUGUUACCGCAGGUGCCCGCCCCAGGCCCGCUGGAGCAGCCUAUGGCAUGUGGGGCUUAUCCUGCUUGCCAUACUCCUGAUGCUUCUGUGUGGGGUCACAGCCAGUUGUGUACGGUUCUGCUGCCUCAGGAAGCAGCUGCACACCCAGACACGCAUGCGACCAGCAUGGCAGCCCUGUGACCUGACAGUCAUCCCUGUGGACAGUGACAGCCCUGCACACAGCACUGUAACCUCCUACAGUUCCGUGCAGUACCCACUGGGAAUGCGGUUGCCCCUGUUCUUUGGGGAGCCAGACCCUGACUCAAUGGUCCCUCCCACCUACAGCCUGUAUGCCUCUGAGCUGCCACCCUCCUAUGAUGAGGCUGUGAAGAUGACAAAAGCCAGAGAGGAAGCAGCGGCUCCCUCUCAGAAACCCAACUCUCUGCCUGAGGCUUUGGGGCUAGAGACUACUCCAGGGCCCCAAGAGCCAGGCCCCAGUGCCCAGCAGCCCUAGCUGUGCCCCUGUGAAAAGGGUAGGAGUUCUUUCUUCUGGAGCCGUUAAACCAUAGCCUGGACUCUGGCACGUAGAACCAAGGACCUCCACCUGUGCCAUCCUUCUCCUGGGAAGGCCAGCCAUCCAGCACAUUGCUGCAGACUUGGCCUCAUUGCUAUGCAAUGCCCGGCCAGCCAGCCUGCCCUGCAUUGGCCCCUCCUCCUUACCCCUCCCACCUAUCUGGGGCCCAGCAGACCCUCAGCCCAGAGGAGCGUGAACCUUGAGAGCUGAAGCCCCCACUGGCAUGUCAGCCCUUUGAAGAGAGAAUAAAGUUUGUGUGAACAUGG